GAGUUCUGUGUGAGAGCACGGGAUUCGUUUGUGGGCAUGCCACGUGUAGCGUCAGUGAUGGGCAUGGUGGCGGCGGAGGCGGAGCAGCAGCAGCAGGAGGAGGGCGUUUCUAGGGGGCGAGAAGAAACUGAUGCAGACGAGCAGCAGGGCAAAGGCGAUCUCCCUUGCAGGGGGAUGAUUCUCGAUCGGUCGAAGUUUACGAAAACCCUCUGCGUGUGCGGACUACGUGUACCCAAGACGAAGUGCCACGUGGCGCAGAAGAUCUUGUCAGGAUUGCUCCUGGAUUACCCUCGAGUCAGGCAUGUUGUCUUGGACGGUGUGAACGCGGACACAAGGCUAAUCUUACUUAAGGAAGACUUUACGGCCGAGUUAGGUUUAAAUCAAUUUCCAGAGAGAGUAAUUAGUGAGUUAGAGGCAGCAGCAGCCAUUGUUGACUCACAGUUGUUGCCGCAAUUAGUACCCUAUGAUGUCGUUUUGGAUUACGCUUAUUGGCCAGUAGAUCACGUGUUGAAGGAGUUACUGCCACGUGGAUGCGAAAUCCCGUCCUCCUUUGAAACUGUAGGUCAUGUUGCGCAUCUCAAUCUUAGAGAUGAGCUGCUACCAUACAAGACAUUGAUUGCCGAGGUGCUCUUAGAGAAGAACUUCCCGCGAAUCAGGACCGUCGUUAAUAAGGUGGCGACGAUCGAGAAUCAGUUCCGUGUACCGGAGCUGGAAGUUUUGGCGGGAGAUGACAAUCUGGAAACGGAAGUCAGACAAUAUGGAGCGACUUUCAGACUCAAUUUUGCUGACGUGUACUGGAAUUCAAGAUUAGAGUUCGAACAUAAACGAUUGGUUGGGUUAUUUAAACCAGGAGAAGUUAUCUGUGACAUGUUUGCUGGUGUAGGUCCGUUUGCGAUUCCCGCUGCUCAAGCUGGUUGCCUGGUACAUGCGAACGAUCUCAACCCUCGAAGCGCUCAUUACUUGGCUAUAAAUGCCAAGCUGAACAAGGUUUCUCCCAGAAUACGUGUCUACAACUUAGACGCCAGGGAUUUCGUGCAAUUGCUUCUCGUCAGCGAUCCAUCAUCAUCAUCAUCAUCAUCAUCGCAAUUGCAAUCUGCAGAGUUGGUGGACACACCGCUGACCUCCGGGGCCGGUGAGGGGGAGAAAGGUGAUAUUGGAAAAGCAGCUGCAGGAGGGGAAAAAGGAGGAGGAGGAGGAGGAGGUGGAGGUGAUUUUAGUAAUGGUAAUGGCAAUUCUCAAGUACUGGAGGAUGAAGUGGAAAAGGGGUUCGUGGAUGUUCCUUAUGGUUCUACAAGUGCGACCGAGGUGGAGGUGACUGUGGAAAAGUCCCCUGUAGCAGACAAGAGCAGCCGUGAAAGAUCAGCAGCAGCCAACAAGGCCAACCGGGGAGCUGGACAUGCAAUUGGAAACACUGGGGCUCUUUCAAGUGCGAUAGAAGUCCCAGCUAUGGCUUCUUCUUCCUCUUUCUGCAUAUUGCCAGGUGAUGUGGAGGUGAUUGCGGCAGGAGGAGCCUCCUUCUCCUCCCCCGAUGACCACCGAAGCCAAGGUGAAGCGGCGAUCCAAGCCGAAGCUGGGAUCAGAACCACCGAAGCUAGGAUGGGAACCGAAGCUGCGAUCGGAACUGAAGCUGGUAUCGGAGUUGAAGCUGGGGCCGGAACCGAAGGCGGGACUGGGAUGUCCCCCCACCUUUCGAUUGUGAAACCUCUAUCGUGCUGCUGCGCAUCUGCAGAUCGUGACGAGGCCACUUUGGAACAUGCGGAAGGGAGUAGGGAAGCGGUCGGAGAAGAAGAAGGUGGAAACUUUUGCAGGGAACCUCUCGUCCCGAUCCGGCGAAGUCCUGUGUCACCUGUGGAAAGGACUGCGGAUUUUGAUGUCGACUGGAAGGGCCAGAAGCGGAGUACGGACGGGAAGGAUAAGGAGGCUAUUAUGGUGGUAAACGGCAGAAAAGGGGAGGAAAAAGACGAGGAAGAAAGUGGGGAAGUAGCAGGAGGAGGAGGAGGGAAGAACUUGGGAGAAGAGGAAGAAGAGGGAACCGUGACGGGUGCAAAGAAGGUGGCAGCGACAAAGAAGAGGAAAAGAAAUGGGAGUGGUGGUACUGGUGGUGCUGGGCAUAAUCGUGGUGCUUAUGAUGGCGGAAACCUCAAUGGCAAUGCUGAUGGCUCCAACGGUGUGGUUAGGUCGGAGUCGGGGAGGAUAAGCAAGUCGGCAGUUGCGAUCCGGACUGCGACUGAAAACCCGUGGAAGACGCAUGAUAGGGACCAGGACAAUUACAUGUUCCACCACGUAGUGAUGAAUCUGCCAGCAUCGGCACCAGAAUUCCUUGACGUCUUUCGAGGCCGAUUCUCGCAAAGCAGAUGGGCUGGGAGAUUGCCACGUGUCCAUUGUUAUUGCUUCCUCCGGUCCAAUGAAACGUACGCAGAUGGCAUAAAGCGCGCCGAGCGAUCGCUAGGAGGGGUCAUUGCGCAGCCCGAAGUCUGGCAUGUCCGAGAUGUGGCGCCAAACAAGAUAAUGUUAUGCAUUAGCUUUGAUCUGCCUGCUGAUGUGGCAUUUGGCCGGGAUACGGACCAGGACAGGGUAGGAGAAGUUUCUCCCAAGGCAGAAGAAGAGAGGCUGUUGUCUCCUCAGGAGGACGGAAUAGGAAAGCAGGGAGGAGAAGAACGGAAGAAGAUGGAUGCAGGGAAAGACGAUGAGGGAGCUGAAACGACGAUUGGCUUGCCUCGUGAUGAACUGAAUGGACAACACUCGUAAACAAUUUACCCAGCGUUAAAAAAAAAUAAAAACCCACUACCUACCUACCUUUAAUGACUGCCCUGGUUAGCAGGAGGGCCCCAAUCUUCAGUAGGUUUGUUGGAUGUACACGAUCUGACAUUCAUCGUGAGUUUUUUGCUGUCUGGUGGAGUUGGCCCCCUUCUCUGGUGGUAAUGGGUGGUGGCUUUGAAAACACCACUACCUACCUACCUACCUACCUAACUUUCAGAAUGGCCCAAGUUAAACAAAAAAAGGGAAACGAC
Molecule: messenger RNA, 3011 nt
Organism: Chara braunii
Lineage: Eukaryota; Viridiplantae; Streptophyta; Charophyceae; Charales; Characeae
Source: the annotation of a GenBank genome assembly